Molecule: messenger RNA, 1089 nt
Organism: Eimeria maxima
Lineage: Eukaryota; Apicomplexa; Conoidasida; Eucoccidiorida; Eimeriidae
Product: NOL1/NOP2/sun family domain-containing protein, putative
Exons: 6
Coding region: 1-1089 (362 amino acids)
Biological process (GO): maturation of LSU-rRNA; rRNA base methylation
Cellular component (GO): nucleolus
Molecular function (GO): rRNA (cytosine-C5-)-methyltransferase activity
Source: RefSeq, a predicted model, not a curated record
AUGAACGCAUUUCGCGUGCGUCAUCUUGAACAGGCUCUGCAGCUGUACUACUCGCCUCAGUCCACUGGCCACCUUCCUCUUGAUUUGUUCCUGCGGCACUAUUACAACUGCAACAAAAGCGUUGGCAGCAACGACAAGAAGUUUAUCACCGAACACAUAUAUCAAAUUGUAAAAUGGAAGGGCCUCCUAGACCACAUCACCCCCCCACCGGCCAACUGGCCUAGCAGGAUCCGCACCUAUUUCGUGUCCGAUAGGUGGAAGUUGCAGGCUCAGAACGAACGCCUGCCUGCAUCCGUGCGCACGUCUUUUCCUGCUGAACUGUUUCGUCGUAUUGAGGCUUCUCACGGAACAGAUAAGGCGAUUCAUAUUUGCAACAUUUUGAACGAGGAGGCACCGGUGUAUCUCCGCACCAACACCCUGACCAUUACUCGCGACCGGCUGUACCACUACUUGCUGAACAAAGGUGUUGCUGUUGAAAAGAGCCCUAACUCCCCGUUAGCUCUGGUCCUCCCACACCGCCAGCGACUCGGCGACUUGCCAGAAUUUCACCGCGGGUAUUUCGAAAUUCAAGAUGAGGCCAGCCAACUGGUUGCUCUCAAAGUGGCGGUGAAACCUGGAGAAAAGGUAUUCGAUUACUGCGCGGGUAGUGGUGGGAAGACGCUGGCGUUUGGCCCUCAAAUGCAGAAUAAGGGAAAGAUAUAUUUGCACGAUGUUCGGGAAAAGAUGCUGCAGGAGGCGAAGAAACGACUCAAAAGAGCAGGGAUUACAAAUUACACCAUCGUGCCACCAGCAAGUCCGCCUCUGUCUAAACUUGCAGGACGAAUUGAUUGGGUCGUGUGCGACGUGCCCUGUAGCGGGACUGGAGCGUUGCGGCGGAGUCCUGAGAUGAAGUGGAAAUACAAAGACGAGAAGCUCAUGGAUUUCAUUGCUCUCCAACGCCAUAUCUUCAGCAGCGCCCUGCAGUAUGUUAAGCCGAAAACCGGCAAGAUCGUGUACAUCACUUGCAGCAUCUUAGAUGAGGAGAACGUUCACCAGGUGUGCCACUCUUCUGAUUUGGGCUGUCGUGCAGAUCUUGGGGCUUCCCAUUAG